AUGGCCUGGCGCAGUUCCGCCGCCUCCAACCGGGGCCUAAUCGAGAACCUUGCCAAGAACGGCCUCAUCAAAGGACAGCCCGAGUCCGCGAAGCCUUUCUCCAAGGUCGACCGCGCGCACUACGCGCCCUCGACCCCCUACGACGACUCGCCGCAACCCAUCGGCCACCACGCGACCAUCUCGGCCCCGCACAUGCACGCCAAUGCCGUGGAAGCCCUGCUGCCCUUCAUCCUGCCGUCCGACGCGCGGCCCGCCCCGCGCGUCCUCGACGUCGGCUCCGGCUCCGGCUACCUCACCCACGUCAUGGCCGAGCUGGUGGGGGACCAGGGCGGGGUGGUGGUCGGUGUGGAGCACAUCGCGGCGCUGAAGGAGCUGGGGGAGGGGAAUGUGCGGAGGUCGGAGGAGGGGAGACGGUUUUUGGAGGCUGGCAGGGUCAGGUUUAGGGUGGGGGAUGGCAGGAAGGGCUGGGUGGAGCCCGGGGAGGAGGCGAUGAAGUGGGAUGCGAUUCAUGUGGGGGCCGCGGCGGUCGAGGUGCAUGCGGAGAUGUUGGAGCAGCUGAAUGCGCCGGGGAGGAUGUUUAUUCCGGUGGAUGAUGAUACGAGUCAGUUGGGGCAGCAUAUCUUUUGGGUGGAUAAGGAUAAGGAUGGGAAGGUUACGAGGACCAAGCAGUAUGGGGUGAGGUAUGUGCCGUUGACGGACGCGCCGAAGGGGAAGUAG
Molecule: messenger RNA, 717 nt
Organism: Chaetomium globosum CBS 148.51
Lineage: Eukaryota; Fungi; Ascomycota; Sordariomycetes; Sordariales; Chaetomiaceae
Exons: 2
Coding region: 1-717 (238 amino acids)
Biological process (GO): protein modification process
Cellular component (GO): cytoplasm
Molecular function (GO): protein-L-isoaspartate (D-aspartate) O-methyltransferase activity
Source: RefSeq, a predicted model, not a curated record